Molecule: messenger RNA, 1317 nt
Organism: Fundulus heteroclitus (mummichog)
Lineage: Eukaryota; Metazoa; Chordata; Actinopteri; Cyprinodontiformes; Fundulidae
Exons: 2
Coding region: 29-913 (294 amino acids)
Source: RefSeq, a predicted model, not a curated record
UUUAAGAACCAGCGCAAACGGAGAAGCUAUGAACGCCUCCACCAGUUCAAAGGCUCCAAGAGUCCCAGUUAUUACUGUGGACAUGAUCACACCAACAAUCCAAGAUUUCAUUUUGUCCAUCUCCUUGAAGCAGAGCAUGGAUUUGGCCUCAGGACAACUUGAUGGUGACACCAAGUCCAAGGUAAAGGAGCUGCUGUUGAAGCUAGAGGAGAAAUGUACCGCCUUCGUUCUGCGUAAAAUCUACAAAGGACGCCUCAGAUCUUUGGACGUGGAAACCGUUUUGGGCGACUCAGUGCUAAGAUCAUUUGCAGACGUCCUUUGGGUUGAAGGAACGACUCCCCCGAAGAACUUUGACAAGUUUAACAAGUCAUUUGUUAAACAUGUCAAAGGAAAAGUGAGAUCUUCCCUCUGCUGCAUGAAUGAUCCAGCAGCUUCCUUCGUCCUGCAAAUCUCUGAGAAGGACACGGUGGAUUCAAUGGUUCCACUUGCAGUGACAUUGAUAAAGGAGCUGUUAGAGAUGAGAAAUGAAGAACGUCAGCAGAGGCUGCUGCGAAAAGCUGCUGAAGGCCAGCAAAAUGCCCUCAAGGAGCAGCAGACAGGAGAGCUUCUCCACCAUGGACGGUACCAGGUGCUACCGACAAUCCCAGAGGAACCAGAACUUGAAGAGGCAGCAGCAGAGAUGAACGAGGAAAAGGAGUCAGAGUUAAAGAUGGUGGACAGAUUUAUCUCUGAGGAACUAGGAGAGGUCAAAGACGUCCAUAGUCCACAGAAGAAAAAGCGUCCUCAGAGCUCUAGGAAGUCCUGCAGUAGGUACCGCCAUGGACGGUACGAGGUGCUACCGGUCACCCCAAAGGAAGCAGAACUUGAAGAGGCACCAGCAGAGAUGAAUGAGGUAAAUUAUUUUUGUUUUUAAAGGACUGGAAUCAGAGCUCUAGAUGGUGGAUGAAUUUAUAUCUGAUGACAUUUCUGAAAUGAUUUAGUUAAAUAAUUGUAUCUCUUAGAAAAAGAUGUUGGAGUUAAAGAUGGUGGACAGAUUUAUCUCUGAGGAACUAGGAGAAGUCAAAGACAUCCACAAUCCACAGAAGAAAAAGCGUCCUCAGAGCUCCAGGAAGUCCUGCAGUAGGUACCACCAUGGACGGUACGAGGUGCUACCGGUCACCCCAAAGGAACCAGAACUUGAAGAGGCACCAGCAGAGAUGAACAAGGUAAAUUAUUUUAACUUUAAAGAGAUGGAAUCAGAGCUUUAGAUGGUGGAUGAAUUUAUAGCUGAUAAUAUUUCUGAAAUCAUUUAGUUAAAUUGUUUUAUUUCUUAGGAAA